AUGCUGGUGACCUAUUUGGAAGCCAGCCGGGACCUUUGCGAGACGGAUUCAAUUCUUUUUGGCGCCGCACUGGCAGUAUGCCGUAUUAUUGGCGCCAAACUUCCCGUGGCUGGACGUGCUACUCAAAAAAGUAGCGCCAUCCCAGCCUGGAGAAAAAGAAUUGAGGACCGUAUCGCAAAGGCAAGGGCCCUUAUCGGCAGACUGACAAGCUUCAGGUCGGGUAAUAAUAGACCGAGGAUUAUGCGCACCGUUAGGAUGGCGUUUGCUGGGACAAAUAUCAGUUUGUUCCAGCCGGAUAUCACGCAAAAACUAACGGAGCGCAUAGAUGACCUGAAGCAAAAAAUCGCUGCUUGGGGGAAGCGGAUUCGACGAUUUAGCGAGAGGUCAAGGCGGUUCAACCAGAAUCGUCUCUUCCAGAGUGAUCAGAAGAGGCUCUAUAAAUCAUUGGAGCGACCAGAGGUAUGUGGAGCGGGCCCAGGACCGGAUCAGGCUGACACUGUCGCAUUUUGGCGUGGCCUGUGGUCAGAGCCCGUAAACCACAGCGAGGGCCCUUGGAUGGAAGUUGUGGCGAGCCAGAGUGCAAGUGUUACGCCUAUGGACCCCGUCACCAUAACGCCUGAAGACGUGGCUGAGGCGGUCCGUAGGGCCCCGAACUGGAAAAGUCCGGGGCUCGACGGGCUGCAUCAUUACUGGCUGAAGGGGUUCGUAGUGUGUCACGCUGUGCUCGCCCGACAGUUUCAAGAGGCUCUCGAUCAGAAGUCGCUCCCGAGCCUCUUCACUACUGGGAUCACUCAUUUGGUUCCUAAAGAUCAGGAUACCACAGACCCGAGCAAAUACCGCCCCAUCACGUGGCGAAAGGGGGAGAAACUGGAGGUUUGGCGUAUCGGGCUAGGAUGCAUCGUCUUUUUGCUGAGCUGGAGCCAUCUUUUACCGUCACAGAGCAAAACCUGGCAGACCGAGUUCGGUAUAUCUUGCGCUCAAAUAUAUUUGAUGGCGCCGAACUCGAACGGCUACGACGUGAGGCUGUUCCCUCGUCGGAUGAGAAUGCUACGGCUGAGGGUGCGGCGCCACAAAUUGCAGAGCAACCCGCACACGUGGCGCCGUAAUACCCCAGUUGUUGCUGAUUCAAAUGAUGAUGGAACAGUCGCCCAGGAACUGGAAUUAGAGCAUAUGAGGAGUACAUUGGAAGAGGCGAUUGUGGAAACGCGCAGUACGCCUCUCGAAAAUCGACCGCGACUUCCCCGCAUAGCCCUAAGCAAGCGGAAUCGGGCUGUCGUGAGGGCUCUGAACCCAAUGCUGGUGACCUAUUUGGAAGCCAGCCGGGACCUUUGCGAGACGGACUCAAUUCUCUUUGGCGCCGCGCUGGCAGUCUGCCGUAUUAUAGGCGCCAAGGUUUCCACGGCUGGACGUGCUACUGGCCAUAGUAGCGCUAUCCCAGCCUGGAGAAGAAGAAUUGAGGAACGUAUCGCAAAGGCUAGAGCCCUCAUCGGCAGAUUGAUAUGCUUCAGGUCAGGCAAUACCAGGCCAAGAAUUGUGCGCACCGUCAGGAUGGCGUUUGCUGGGACAAAUGUCAGUUUGUCCCAGCCGGAUAUAACGCAAAAACUGACGGAGCGUAUAGACGAUCUGAAGCAGAGAAUCGCUGCUUGGGGAAAGCGGAUUCGGCGAUAUACCGAGAGGUCGACACGGUUCAACCAGAAUCGUCUCUUCCAGAGUGAUCAGAAGAGGCUCUAUGAAUCAUUGGAGCGACCAAUGGUAAGUGGAACGGGCCCAGCACCGAAUAAGGCCGACACUGUAGCAUUCUGGCGCGGCCUGUGGUCAGAGCCCGUAAACCACAGCGAGGGCCCUUGGACGGAAGUUGUGGCGAGUCAGUGUGCGGGUAUUACGCCCAUGGACCCCGUCACCAUAACGCCGGAUGACGUAGCUGAGGCGGUCCGUAGGGCCCCGAACUGGAAAAGUCCGGGGCUCGACGGGCUGCAUCACUACUGGCUGAAGGGGUUCGUGGUGUGUCACACUGUGCUCGCCCGACAGUUUCAAGAGGCUCUCAACCAGAAGUCGCUCCCAAGCCUCUUCACUACUGGGAUCACCCAUUUGGUUCCUAAAGACCAGGUUAAUAUAUCCUUCCACAUCUCUGACUCCGAUGAUGAGAGUUCUGACAGAGGAAGCAGAAGCUCCAGGAGUGGAGCUGAAGAUGUCAAUAUGCUCCCAGUCAAUAUCUCAGCACAGGACACGAGGACGCACGUCGUGGUCGAACUUUACGAAACUGAGAAGUCCUAUGUGGAGGCAUUGGAGAUAUUAGUUAAGAAAUAUCUCCAGCCUCUCAAGAGUCCAGAAAAUGCCGGCCUUCUAGAUGCAUUCCUCGUUGAUGAGAUAUUUUAUCAGGUGCCGGCGAUAUUAAAUGUGCACCAAGUAUUCCUGGAGCAACUGAGACGGCGGCUGGAACAAUGGGACCUGCAGCAGAAAGUUGGAGACGUCUUUUUGGACGUGUUCACGAAACCCGCAGUAAUGGACACCUACAUGUCUUUUAUAAACAAUUUGAAAAAAGCGAAGGAGACUAUAAAAACAGCGGCUGCUUCAAGACCCGCCUUUGCCAAGUUCCUAGACGCCAUGGCCCGAGACCACAAAGGAAAAUUGUCUUUGGACAACCUUCUCAUAAAGCCUGUGCAGAAAUUCCCCAGCUACAAACUGCUCAUCCAGAGGUUGAUAAAACACACAGACCAGUCACAUCCGGAUCAUAAACUUCUGUUAGAAGCCCAAAAGGAAAUACAUGAACUAUUAGAAUUAAUCAACUGCACAGAAAGGGAGAGCCUGGAAAUGGAGCAACAGCAACAAACGUUGCGAGAGUUGGAACAAAUGAUCGAAGGUCUAUCAAACCUGGUCAUUGCCGAUCGGAUGUUCUUGAGGCAUGAGAUGGUUACUAUGCCUUCAGCACAAGGGACCAUAAAAGAUAGAGCUCUAUUCCUUUUUAAUGAUACUCUCUUGAUAACGAGUGUUAAAAGAAGGACGGGUACUAUUAAAAAACCAAUUCCUACAUACCAAAGCAGUAUAGCGAGUCAGAUGGAAGGAAAUAAAUACAAACUAUUAAUGAGGAUAUCUCUAGCUGAUCUCGAAAUUGUCAAAGCUAAAGAUGAAAAUAUAAGGCGUAUAAUGCACGAAGUGGAAACACUAACUGAGGAUGUGAAUACACUUACGCAAAUUUCUGAAAAUGUCGCGGCGUUACAUACUCACCACGCACAGCUCGAGGAGCUAGUGAGGGACAUGCUACAUUCUGUUAAUAAGCAACUGAUGGACAGACAGAAUAGCGACACGCAGCUUUGCUACAUGGAGAUUAGCUUGAAUACUUCGAGUGGACCGGAGAAUUUAACAAUAAUUUUUCCGAAAACGGAGAAGAGGAACAGUUGGGAAGAAUUGAUAAAUGAGACCAAACAUAAGUUAUGUGUAUAUGGCCACGAAAGACCGGCUCCUGAAUUCCUUUCGCCCGUUCCAAUACGAAAGACUCGAGCUGGUUUACAGUUCACAUGCGCUGCUCCAACAUUACCACCGAAGGGACAGUCUCCUGAUGUAUGGGUAUGCAACAGCGACGGUUACGUUGGCCAAGUAUGCGUUCUCACGCUGUCUCCAAAACCGCAAGUGACUUCGUGUAAUGGGGUUUGCAAUGCGCGAAUACUGUGCGUCGCUUGUGUUCCACCUGCACCUGCACUCGCUCGGCAGCAUACUCUGGAUAUACCGAGUACGAGUUCCUUAAAUAGUACCGGAUCUACGAAGCCAGGCAUCAGUAUAUCAGACCCAGAUGAUAGUUGCAAGAAUAUCCGACUAGACAGUUCAUCGUCAAGCGAUGAUGAAGACGAUGGCUCAUCAAGCGAGAACCAGGACGCGCAAUCCGAACGCAGCCAGGAAUCAGGGCGCCUUCAGAACCUGUCAUCGACUCUCAAUCGUGCAACGUUGACUCCGAACCACAGCAAGAGCCUCAGUACUCCUCACACCGGGCAGAACAUUCAAGUACAUCCAGUAAUGAAAUCUAAUUCGAACCCAGCAGUCGAUAAGCAGGCUAUGGGAAUCACAUCAGGUACCCUAUCUUCGCCUAACAGCCGCCAAUCUUCAGAAGACAGUGGUACUACAGCUAAUCAGCCUACGAUGUGGCUCGGAACUGAGGAUGGCUGUAUACACGUUUAUAAUUGCCUGGAUAAUAUCAGGAUCAAGAAGAAUAAGAUCAAACUGCAACACAAUUCGGGUGUCCAUUCUAUUGUGUAUAUGGAAGGCAAGGUGUUUGUUGCUCUUGGAAACGGCGAUCUGGUGGUUUACUGUCGAGAUAUUGACGGCUCUUGGACGGAGCGGUCGACGAUCCCGGUUGGCACGGGCAGCGGGCCCGUGAGCAGCAUGCUGCUAUCCGGCGGCAAGCUCUGGUGCGCCACGCACUCCAACAUCAAAAUUAUCAACCCGCAUUCCUUGCAGGUUGACGAAACAUUCCAAAUAAGUUCAGAAACGAAGCCGAUAAGCCACAUGGCGGUAGCUGGUGGUUCGAUAUGGCUGUCGCUGCACAACGCGGCGCAGCUACGUUGUUAUAACGCGACAACUCGGGAGCAGUUAGCCGAGAUCAACAUUACUCCACAAGUCACCAAGAUGUUACAUGGUUGCGACGAAAUAAUUCGCCAACACAAAGCGGCGUGUCUACGAGUGACUGCGUUAUUGGCUCAUCGUGACACGCUGUGGGUGGGAACAAGUGCGGGGGUUCUGCUCACCGCUCCACUACACAACUCGCCUAACUCCCGAACUGGAUCGUUUACUGUGCCACAACUUACUGGUAUCACAUAUGGUCACACUGGCCACGUACGAUUCUUGACUAUAGUUGAAAAUCCAGUACCACAGAGGCAGCCAGCAAAGCCUACUCAAACACUAAAGACAAAAGCUUUGAGUCGGCGUUCGACUAAUUCAGAAAAAUUACAGAAACAGACAGAAAAUAUACAAAAUAAUAAAGAAACUUUGAUUAUAUCUGGUGGAGACGGUUACGAAGACUUUAGAAGUUCAACGAUGACUGAAGAUGCAGGAAGAGAGGACUCGACGAAUCACUUACUUCUCUGGAGAGUCUGA
This is a messenger RNA of Parnassius apollo (apollo), 5085 nucleotides long. The record is from the annotation of a GenBank genome assembly. NCBI's taxonomy places the organism in Eukaryota, Metazoa, Arthropoda, Insecta, Lepidoptera, Papilionidae.